AUUGAAAUAUUUGAAAAAAAAUGUCGUCAACAGUACAACAGGGAAGCCUCCUAAAGGCUGAGCUUGAUAUCAGUACAAAGCUCAGCAAUUUGGAAGAAAGGGCAUCCAACUUAGAGGUAGAAUUCAGCAACAUAAUGAUGGCAGCAAGAGAUCUAGCGAAUGCGGUGAAACGGUACGUCGACAAAACUGAAACAGAGUCGAGGAGUUGGGACAUUCUAGAGAGUAUCAUAGAAGGAGAUAACAAAGUUCGCGACAUCUUGGACCACGUGAAAGUAUUCUUCAACUUUUUGUUAGCAAAGAUGGCGUCCAAGCAUGCUGAAAUCACUGACAUCAAAAUGCUGUGGCACCUAAUAGAUAAAGAGGGUGUCAAACAAGUUUUCUGCGAUGCGAUCAAGUCGUUUGGGUUCAAGGAAAGUGAAGCAGAUGAUAUCCAACUGCUAUUAGCCGUUAUGUACAAGUUACAAGUAGAUCUGGAAAGAGACACUGAAGUCAAAGACAAGACUACUGCCACAAGUGAUGACGUUGUAGGUAAGAAGCGACGCGGUGAAGAUUUUAGCGCUUACGGUAAUCAAGAUAUUUCUAAUGGAAAAAUAGAUCAACUUGGCUGUUCCGGGAACAGCUGCAUCUCAGAAAUUAGCCGUAUGGUAGGAAGUUCCAACAGUUCUGGGGAGCAAAACUCGGACGUGGAUUAUACGUCAAUACCUGUUGAUUUAAGUGACAAAGCUUCGUCAGCGGUACUGUCUUGGAACGUAGAGGACAGUCUGAAAAAUGUAACCAGACGGAUGGUAGCCAUUGUAAUAUAUACUCUCAACGUUGGUAGAGAGAACAAAGACCAGUCAAUUAUUGCCGAGAACAAGGGACAGUCAGUCACUGAAUAAUGAUAUUAACACUAGGCAGUUGUGUGUAUGCACAACUACUAGUUUGGAGGACUUUAUUCCAAAUUAGUAAUACAUAGAUCCUUUAUCUAUUUUCCCAACUGUAAACGGAAUUGUUGGUAAAAUAUUAUUUGCAUUAAUUAAUCAAUUCUAUUUCGUUCUUAUUAUUCUUACAUUUCUAUUAAAUGUCCUUAAUUUCGUUACAAAAGAGGUCUACGAAAUCGGGAAUGAGUCUUGAAUCCCUGCAAAGGCUGUAGACAAUCGGAAUGAGUACUUAUAAUAAUUGUCUUCAACAUGUGACAGGAUAUAACAUCCACAUACCUAAAAGAAAUAAAACAGAAGCGCUGUC
Molecule: messenger RNA, 1224 nt
Organism: Mercenaria mercenaria
Lineage: Eukaryota; Metazoa; Mollusca; Bivalvia; Venerida; Veneridae
Exons: 2
Coding region: 21-878 (285 amino acids)
Source: RefSeq, a predicted model, not a curated record